This is a messenger RNA of Linum trigynum, 1696 nucleotides long. The record is from the annotation of a GenBank genome assembly. Lineage: Eukaryota; Viridiplantae; Streptophyta; Magnoliopsida; Malpighiales; Linaceae.
ACCUCCCCUGCUUAAUCACCCACCAAAGCAAAGAACCAAAAACCCAGGUCCUCUGCUCUUCCCCUGUUUUCCAACACACAAUUUCUCCUUUAGAAAUGGCUCGUGUUGCCGGUGUUGCGUUCAUCCUGUUGGUCGUUGUUGUUUCUGCUACGUUUGUCCCCAACACGGAUGCAAGAAAGCUACUGGAGAAUAACCGCGGCGGUGGUGGCGACGGAGCAAUUAGCGUGUCGUCUCUGUUCCAGAGCUUGCUUCUAAGUGCCCUUCCCAAGGGCACAGUCCCAGCUUCUUCUCCGAGCAAGAAGGGUCACUCCACGCUGGAUAAUGUGGAGCGUUUUCAGAGGCACCUCGCCCAAAUUGAUCGGAUCCUACGCUCUGUCCCCAGCCCCGGCGUCGGACAUUAAUUGCCUUCCUUCCCUCCAUCUCUCUGUUUUUUUUUUUUAUAGUUUUGUUCUUAUACCAUAGGAAAACAGAGUACUUGAUCAUUGACAAUUUUUGUUAAUUCAUAGGCAGAAAACUGUAUAGACACACUCAAAUUCCCUCUUCCUUCUUGGGUUUUUUUUUUCUUUCAUUCUUUUAUGUUCAAUUCCUACAUGUAUUGCGUCAUUAAUUGCAGUAGCUGUACCAAUUCUGGGGAUUUUAUCUGUUAUCAUCAACCCCCCUAUAUAGUAAUGAGAAAUAUCAUUAUACAUCACAAAAUCCUCAUCAUUCAAGUUCGGAGAGACAGAGACCUUAUUUUCCUGGGAAGAAAGAAAGAGACUUGGAGGUCUAAAAUCUAUCAAGAGUUGGGGAAUGCCACUUGGCCAGCUCCACUGGAAAAAGCAACCAAACAAAAAAGCAGCGAUGAUGUGAAAAGCGCGUUGCGUAUUCCCAUCCAACUGGAGGCGGGUCGUGUGAAAUCCCCAGAGGCCGGCAGGAUGUGAGCUCUGCUUUUUUCUUUUUUUCUCGAAUUACUUUAAUUCAUGAUCACAGAUGAACGAAAGGCAUAGUUUAGUUACACAUCUCCAUAUAAUAUUGCUUUCUUUCUUUAAUUACUUUAUUAGGUUCUAGUUACCGAUUCAAAAAGGUAGUUAAGUUUCAGUUUGAUAUGCGUCUCGAUUAUUCAUGGGGACCUUCCUAAAAAGCCAUGGUUUCGGCCACCAGUUCAUACUUUCCUGUUUCAGAUGGGUGUCUGCCAACUUGAUGUUCUUCGACAGAGUGGAGCUAUCAGGGCUGUGCAAUUAAUUGAGUAGGGCUUGUUAAAUAUCUUUAUCACGCAGCCCAACUUGUUCGACAUUCUUAGACUCUGCCAUAUAAGUCAUCAAAUGAUGCAAGUCAUGGCUAGAGAUUCAGGGCACUUAAUUAAUUAGUUGGGUCUACUUAAAAUUCACCAUUAUCAACAACAACAACAAAUUGGGUCUACUUAAACAGUGUAACUAAAAGGCCAAGUUGGAGGUGAUUAAAUGGAUGAAUUACCCUGUUCCUUGUUCUACAUGAAAAGGUUAAUCAUGCUCCCUACCCUCAACUCACAUCCAAGGGCUCCAUAUCUAACCAAGAUUACGACAACACUUCCCUUCCUGACUAACCUUGAGUUGAGAAGUUAGAAGUUGUUGGUAAAGAUUUGACAACUGAAGUUGAUAUUUUUUUUUAUGACUAAUUCCACUAGAAAGUCCAAACUAUUCUUAGAGUAUCAUUUGUGUUAUAAACUAUUCAAUUUGAU